This is a messenger RNA of Brassica oleracea var. oleracea, 628 nucleotides long. Its product is annotated as mitochondrial import inner membrane translocase subunit tim16. Gene Ontology annotation, cellular component: TIM23 mitochondrial import inner membrane translocase complex. The record is from RefSeq and is a predicted model, not a curated record. The coding region runs from base 162 to 500 and encodes 112 amino acids. The transcript has 4 exons. Gene Ontology annotation, biological process: protein import into mitochondrial matrix. NCBI's taxonomy places the organism in Eukaryota, Viridiplantae, Streptophyta, Magnoliopsida, Brassicales, Brassicaceae.
UGGUCAUCCCUCUCCCGUGUUUCUCCCAACUUAUUUGUUUAUUACAGGAACACGAGCUGAACAAUAGAGAACCCUGGAUUGUUUUCCUCCUCGCCAAUCAUAGUCUCGUUAAGGAAAGAAGGCAUCUUCUCCAAUUCAAACGGGUCAACUAAUCUGCUUCCAUGGCUAGUAGAAUAAUUGCGCAGUUCAUUGUGAUGGGUUCUGGGAUAUUGGGUCGUGCUUUCUUUCAAGCCUAUCGUCAAGCCAUUGCUAAUGCAUCUAAAACUGGCGUUGCACAGGAAGCAAUCCAGAAUGCAGUACGUAAAGCAGGAAAAGCCAUUAAUGCGCAAGAGGCUAGGCAGAUUCUCGGUGUAACCGAGCGGACCUCUUGGGAAGAGAUUUUACUGAAAUACGACAAGCUGUUUGAGAAUAACGCGAAAGCUGGGAGCUUUUACCUUCAGUCGAAAGUUGUUCGAGCCAAAGAAUGUCUCGAAGUUGUGCACAGGACCAAAGCCAAUUAAUACUUUAAUCCUUUUCUUCUUAUAGAUUUUAUUUUUUUAAUGUAAAAUCCAAGACGAUGUCUCGCAGUUAUUGCCAUAGUUUUGGUCACCUCUUACUUGGUAAUAACGAAGAGGGCUUGCUCUGUUUA